AUGAGUCCUCAAUGGAUGCCGCAAAAUAUUCAAAAAAGACUCUUGCUUUAUGUAUUACAGCAGCUUUCAUUGUUUUCAGAGAUAGAUUUACCUAACUUGGAAGAGGUAUCAUUAAAUAACAUAGUGUUAAAAAAUGUAUCCAUAGAUCCUGAAAAAGUAGGCAAGUUGCCUGGUUGUAACUUGAGAUAUGGACAAGUGGGUAGUUUGGAAUUGAAUGGAGGAGUGAUGGGUGGAGUUAGCAUUGAUGCUAAUAAUGUGGAAAUUGUGAUUGCCCCAGAUUUUGAUAUGAAAGAAGAAGUUAGUAAUAAUGUUCAGUUUCUGUUAGCACAAAGUACAGCUGAUCUUGCAAAUACUCUUAUGAUUGAUAAGCAAUCCAACGAAACUACAUCAUCGGAAGACGAGACUGACACUGUGAUACCCCCAACAUCAUCUAAGUCCAGGUCAAAUUCAAGCUCUUCUGGAUCAUCUACAAGAACAAGGCCAUCAGCUUUAAGUGGUGUAAUGACAAAAGCAGUAGAAAUGGCUUUGCUGAGGUUGCAAGUCAAGGUAACUAAUUUGAAUGUCAAGAUAGUUUCGGAAUCAACUGAUUUAGUCUUAGAAAUUGACGAGGCUUUGUUAAAUACUACUAAUGGCACGAGGCACAUAAAGAUCAAAGGUGUUAAAGUAAUAACUUUAAGACCUGGCGUGAACCCAGGUGAAUCCGCAAGUGAAAAUAUGGGGAAAGAUUCGCCAAAGGAGUCAGAAAACAGCAAUACUUCUGAGGAUGACGAAGAUAACGAUAAUGACUACGGUGACGAAUCCUUAAUGAACAGCAUGGUAUUUACUCAUGAUGAAGCUAGCUCAAUUUACAUGAGCGCAACAUCCCAAUCUUUCAACAAACCCAGCAACAACGAUGGUACGACACACAAAGAGACACUAGAGAAAAAAGAAUCGCCAAUCUUAAUACAUAUUGAUGAUAUAGAUAUUGAAUUUGAAGGACUAAGCAAUAUUUCCAACUUGGAAAUUGACGUGGGUGAAGUUAAAAUUGCAGCAAUUCCCAUAUCUCCUACUAUAAUUUCAAUCUUCAAUAAUAUAUCGCAUAAUCUUAAAUUAAAAUAUUAUCAGCAACGCAAAAUGAAUAUGCAUAAACAAAGAUUCAAGUCAAAUUUAAGUUUCCCACAAUAUGCUGAUGACAAUGAUGAAGUAGAAGAUGAAAAUGAACAAAUAAUAUUAGAUGAUAAUGGGGGCUCAUUAGAUCCAUUUUUUGAUAGACUCCGGAUAAAUAACAUUAUUAUAAGUGCAACAUCAGCUCUAUUACCAACUGGAGAGUUUGCGUCUGCAUCUAGUUCACUCAAUUUUGUUUUUCAUAACCUCAAUAUAAAAUACAAAAAUGAAGCUCUCAUAUAUGGAGGUAUUGAAGUCUUCAAAAUAGUGAAAUUCGCAAAUAAUCAAGAAAUUGAAAUACUUAAAUUUAAAAAUACUGCAUCCACAUCGAAUACAGAAUCAAAAGCGUCAGAAGAAUUGACUGGGUCAAUACCUGCAUCUUCCAGUUCGUCUAAGGCAGAUAUUCGUUUUGAAAUUUUCACUAAAUUUGAAAAUGAAAUAAAGCAUCUUGAAUUUACAAGUUUGUUCUCGAAGCAAGCCAAUAUAAACUUGGACAAACCUACUUUGCUACUACUAUCAAAUUUAGGCAUAUCUGUAUCAUCGGUUUAUGACAGUUAUAAUACAAUGAAAUCCACAAUGAAUUCAGUUAACGUAUUUAAAAAUAACUUAAUUCCUAAUAGAGAAUUGAAAGGCUCCUCAUCAAUUGGAUUAUCAAAAGAAUCAAAUGUUCAAUUUAUAUUACAAACAGCGUCGACUACAAUAAAUUUAAAACUUUCGGAUAACCUAACUUUGAAGACUAUUAUAUUUCCUAUUUCAUUUAAUUUGUUAAAACAGGGUAUGAGUAUCAACAAGAUUCUAAUAAGUACUGUUUCUGGGGAAGUCGAAACCUUAUUGUCGACAUUGUCUAAUAUUCAAUUAUCAGCAAAACCACAAGAGUUCAAAUCCUUUAGUAGUAAAUCAGGGUACUCUAAUAGUAGCAGUGAUUCAUUUCCUCGUGAAAUUAUGCUUACUUCAAAUUUAACUUUGAGCUUAUCUAAAAUCUCAACUAAAUCUAGUCUUAAGGAUUUGAAACUAUUGAUCAAGGAAUUUUCUAUUUUUUCAGCUAGCUGGCUGACAUUGUCACUGCAGGUUAAUUCCUUAGAAAAUUCCGUUAAGGAUAAGGGGUUUGUAAUAAGUAGUAGAACAACUAAAACAGAAAGUUCGUCGAUAUUACUGAGCUCGGUUUAUGCAAAUCAAAGACGUUCGAGGAGGUCUAAUUUUAAUAACCCUAGUUUGGUAAAUACUAACCGGUCUAAUUUAGUGACAUUUAGACUAUAUGUUGAUCAUAUUGAAUUCUACAUAACUAAUGUUUUACCAAAACUUGGGGGUUUUGAUUUCCAAAUAGAUAAGAUAUCUUUCUACAAGUUCAACAAUGAUAUACAAGGUUCAAUCCAUGCUAUGAAGGUUGAUAGGAAUUUGGGAAAUGGUGAAGCUAUCAAUGACUUUAUUUACGAAUUCCAGAGCAAAAAGGUCAAUAAAAUUAAUAUUCCCUUAAUUCUAGUUAAUAUCAAAACUAAUGAAAAAAUUGAUACCAUAGAUAUAUCCUUGCGAAAUUUUUUAAUUGAAUAUUAUACUCGCUGGCUCGAGUUGUUGGAGAAGGAAAUUGAUGAAACUGCCGUUCUACAUGAUAUUACAGACCACAAGCGAGAAUCAAGUUCCCUGAAUUCACCUUCUAAAAGACUUGAUAUCAGGUUUUCAUUAUAUGAUUGUGUAAUUGGGUUGAACCCUGGGAGAUUGGAUUGCAAGAGUUUAUUAAUUAUAAAUAAAGGUAAUUCUGAUGUAACUUUUGGAUCACAUCAAUUCUACAUCAAAAGUUCAUUAAGGAAUUUGUCACUUUUAUUGGUUGAUGAUAUAAAGAAUAUUAACUUGUCCAAAACAGAUAGAGAAGCUACAGCAAAGCCCACCAACGCGGUUUAUAUUUCUCCGCUAUCAUGGUUUGUAUCAAAUGGAUAUAUUUCAGUAGGUAAUAUUAAUUGCAUUCAUCUUGGGAUCACUGUUAAUACAGGAAUUCAAGAAAUAAUUAAAAGAAAUGAAAAUUUGGGUCUCCAAGAUAGCUUAGCAUUAUUAGAUAUUAAGAUCAACUCCGAUGAACAUCAACUUGAUCUAUGUGCGGACUCGGCUCAUGUUUUGAUACAAAUGAUAAAUGAUCUAAAGCCGCCGUUAAAUUUUACAGAUAAUGAAAAAGUAAAGGUAACAGUUAAUGAUCCAAUUAACCUUUUGGAUGAAAUAAAAGAUGAUGAAUUUAAAAAUGGUUCAAUUAUGAAAUCAAUAAAUCGUUCAGAUACUUUUGAAGAUCUCGCAACAUUGAAAAAGACUUCGAAUGAGAAUUCAAGUGCUAGUGAUAUAAAUAUUGUCGAGGAAUACUAUGAUGACUCGCAUAAUUCAUCACAGAGUCUUGAAAAUGGUCUAAAUAAGUUAAGCAUUAGUGAAUCUGCUAACUCAAAAGAAGAAGCGUCUUCUUUCUCGUUUGACGAAGAGCAUUUUAGUAAUAACGGUACUGAUAAGAAUUAUCCUGAAAUUUUUCCGAUAAAAUUGAAUAUUAACCUUUCUAAAACCAAAAUUUAUUUAUACGAUGGGUUUGAUUGGAAAGGUACUAGAAAAACAAUAAAAGGAGCGGUGAAAAGAGUUGAGGCUCAAGCUUUACAAGAAUUAGAGAGGAUAAGAGAACUGGAGUCUAGGAGGCAUUUGAAAAAAAACAUGCAAGUUACAUUUAAUGAACCAGAUGAAAAUGCAGAAGCAGAUGAUGAAGAAGGAAAUGAUGGAAAUAGCUCUGAUAAUCAGCUGUUAAUCAGCGAGACUUUGUUCCAAUCGAUUCAUCUUAGUGUACCGAAAGGUUCAAAUCCCUCCAAUUUAACUAAAAACAUCAACAAAUCUGUACAGAAUUAUUCAAAUACUGAUAAUGCGAAUGAUGUGAAUAUAAACUACAACAUUGAAACUGGUCGUAACUAUAAGAAUUUGAAGUUACGCCGAUCAAAGAAUCAUAAAAUUGCUAUCGAUUUAAAGAAUAUUGAAAUUAAUAUGUCGAUACUAACUACACGAGACCCGAGAAGAGAUAAAGAAGUUCCUGAUACUAAAUAUGAAAUCACUAAUUCAAUAGAUUUAAGGAUUGAAGACAUUGAUAUAUACGACAAUAUUCCUAGUUCAACGUGGAAUAAAUUUCUAAGUUACAUGAAUUCUUUAGGCGAGCGGGAAAUUGGGACUAGUAUGCUUAAAGCAUCAAUAACCAAUGUAAGGCCUAAUCCCGAAUUAUGUUCAACUGAGGCUAUGAUAGACAUUUCUAUUUUGCCCAUUAGACUUCAUGUCGAUCAGGAUGCAAUAGAUUUUUUUAUUAGGUUUUUUGAUUUUAAGGAUAAACGAUUUGAAUUGCCUAUAGAUGAAAUUAUCUAUAUUCAGAUGUUCAAAAUGAGUAGUUUAAGGUUAAAAUUGGACUAUAAGCCGAAAAAAAUAGAUUAUUCUGGUAUUAGAUCUGGAAAAAUGUCGGAGUUCGUGAACUUUUUCAUAUUAGAUGGAUCAGAAGUAAAAUUGCCAAAGUUGAAGCUUCAUGGGAUAUUAGGUAUGCCUAUGUUAGGAGCUGAAAUGACAAGAGCUUGGGCACCAAACAUUCAACAGACCCAAUUAUCUGGACUUCUCGCUGGAUUGUCUCCGUUUAGAUCUAUAGUUAAUAUUGGUGGCGGCUUCAAAGAUCUUGUUGCUGUACCUAUCAAAGAAUAUCGUAAGGAUGGUAGAUUAAUGAGAAGCUUACAGAAAGGAACGUCGAAAUUUGCUAGAACUACUGGAUAUGAAUUGCUAAAUUUAGGUGCUAAAUUGGCUUCUGGUACACAGGUUAUUUUGGAACAAUCGGAGGAAGCAUUUGGUGGAGAGGGAUCUUCAGCAAGGUCUCCGAAAAUUAAACACGAUAAGAAUGAUAAAAAAGAUAAUGAGGACGAUGAGGACAUUUAUUCCUCUGGUGAUAUCAAUAAAGCAAACACCAAUCUACUAGCCUCCUCCCAAUUACUCAAUAAAAAUAUUGCCGUAGAGCACGAUCCAUACGGUAAUAAGAAAUUAUACUCAUAUAUUGAAUUAGACGAGUCGGAUGAUAUUGAUGACAAAAUCUUGGAGAAUUCGCUCUUGUUAAUGAAUCCUAAGGACCUCGAAAAAUCUAGACAUCUCCAGGACGUAAAUGAGGAAGAUGAAUACCAAGAGCUUGAUGAAAAAGAAGAUUUGGAUGAGAAAGAUGCCGUGAAAUUGGUCAGUUUAUAUUCCAAUCAACCCGAAAACACUCAACAAGGACUUAAAUUGGCUUACAAGUCACUCGGUGAAAACUUCAAAAUUACUAAAAAAGCUGUCAAUAGUUUACGCAAGGAACUUAAUGCAUCAUCCAAUGUACAGGAAUCUAUUAAGUCUAUGGUAAAGUCUUCACCAAUUUUGAUCAUUAGACCCAUGAUUGGCACUACUGAAGCUUUACUGAAAGCCUUGAUGGGUAUCAGCAACGAAAUCGAUUCAAAUCAUAUUGUUGAAUCGAAGGAUAAAUACAGAUAUGAUAAUGCCUCAGAAAGAUAA
Messenger RNA from Debaryomyces fabryi, 5661 nucleotides. It is a transcript of the gene SPO72, whose product is annotated as Spo72p. The record is from RefSeq and is a predicted model, not a curated record. Gene Ontology annotation, molecular function: phosphatidylinositol-3-phosphate binding. NCBI's taxonomy places the organism in Eukaryota, Fungi, Ascomycota, Pichiomycetes, Serinales, Debaryomycetaceae. Gene Ontology annotation, cellular component: phagophore assembly site; extrinsic component of membrane. Gene Ontology annotation, biological process: autophagy of mitochondrion; piecemeal microautophagy of the nucleus; autophagosome assembly. The transcript has a single exon. The coding region runs from base 1 to 5661 and encodes 1886 amino acids.